Messenger RNA from Hibiscus syriacus, 1064 nucleotides. RefSeq names its product probable lipid phosphate phosphatase 4. Gene Ontology annotation, biological process: phospholipid metabolic process. Gene Ontology annotation, molecular function: phosphatidate phosphatase activity. The coding region runs from base 150 to 1019 and encodes 289 amino acids. The record is from RefSeq and is a predicted model, not a curated record. The transcript is spliced from 8 exons. NCBI's taxonomy places the organism in Eukaryota, Viridiplantae, Streptophyta, Magnoliopsida, Malvales, Malvaceae.
CUAUUUUUUUUCUUCUUGGAGUUAGAAAAAUAUAUUAAAACCCUUCCUUUCAGCACACAAUAAAUGAGGAAAUAAUCCCUUUUCUCUCAGUGCUUGUUGAUUCCUCCAAUUUCAGCAAUCCACCGUCAUCAUCCUUAAGGGUGGAAAAGAUGACAGAGAUCUCACUGGGAACUCAUACAAUAAAAUCUCAUGGAAUCAAGGUGGCCAGAGCAAAUUUACAUAGCUGGUUGAUGCUGAUACUUCUCGGUGUGAUCGACGGCCUGCUGAACUAUAUCGAGCCAUUUCACCGUUUCAUCGGACAAGACAUGAUGACGGAUUUAAAAUUCCCCUUCCAUAAGGACACUAUUCCGAUGUGGGCUGUACCAGUUAUUGUAGUAUUCGUGCCUUUCAUGAUUUUCGGCUUAUACUACUAUUGGAGAAAAGAUAUUUAUGAUCUUCACCACGCCGUACUAGGUAUUCUAUAUUCUGUUCUUCUAACUGGAGUUAUUACGGAUUCUAUCAAAGACGCCGUUGGUAGGCCGAGACCGAAUUUCUUCUAUCGGUGUUUCCCCGAUGGAAAGGCGGUGUUCGACCAAGUUAACGGGGAUGUCAUAUGCCAUGGGGAUGCAAAGAUUAUAAAGGAAGGAUACAAAAGUUUUCCUAGUGGACAUACUUCAUGGUCCUUCGCAGGUCUUUGUUUCCUUUCAUGGUAUUUAUCGGGAAAGAUCCGGGCAUUCGAUCGUCAAGGUCAUGUGGCAAAAAAUUGUAUCGUGAUUAUCCCAGUACUCGUUGCUGUUCUUAUCGGUAUUUCUCGCGUUGACGACUACUGGCAUCAUUGGACAGAUGUUUUCGCCGGAGCUCUUAUAGGAUCAUCAAUGGCAGCAUUUUGUUACCUGCAAUUCUUUCCCUUUCCUCAUUAUCACGAUGGUUGGGCACCUCAUGCAUAUUUCAAGAUGAUAGCUGAAAUGCAACGUAAUGUUGAAUCUCCAGAAAGCACCGUCACCCCUCUCCAAACGAAUCAAUCAGAUAUUGAAAUAUAAACUAUGUGAUUAGUAGAAUCGGGUUCAACAGCUACAUUAAGCAGA